Formica exsecta is the source of this 1855-nucleotide messenger RNA. Its product is annotated as rho-associated protein kinase 1-like. The coding region runs from base 279 to 1301 and encodes 340 amino acids. The transcript is spliced from 5 exons. The record is from RefSeq and is a predicted model, not a curated record. NCBI's taxonomy places the organism in Eukaryota, Metazoa, Arthropoda, Insecta, Hymenoptera, Formicidae.
GCAUUAUUUCUAGAGAAUCAGUGCAACAUGUCAAGUUCUUUUAUUUAUAGCUUUAUACAUGAAGGAAGAACAUUCUUUUAAUAUACAUAUCUUUGAGUUUUAAAUAGAUUUAUUCACAAAAGCAGUCUGAAAAAAUUAUAACUUUUGGAUAUUUAAUUAAAGUAUGUUAAACACACACAAAGUGUGAUGUAUAUAUAAUCAAUAAAAUAAUAUAACAAAUAGAAGAUUAUCACAAAUAGACAUGUUACAGAUUAGCCUUUGGAGUUAUAUAUUGUGAUAUGCAGAAUAUUAGCUUGAAUAAAUGUCCUACUAAUAUUAUAGAGAACAAAGUUCUUCAAAAUAUUGCAGAAUGUGACAUAAAUGAUGAUGAAGUAGUAACUUUACAGCAACAAAUAACAGAAUUGAAUAAAACUAUUGUAAAUUUAGAAGAUGCUAUACAAAUAAAAGAUACACAAUUAGAAAACACACAUCGAGAGAAAGGAAGAUUAUUGGCAGAACUAAAGAAGCAACAAAGAUGUAAUAGAAACCUUAAACAACAGUUAGAUGAUGAGAGAUUUUUUUAUCAAAGGGAGAAAGACCACUUCAUUGAAGAAAUGCAACGGUAUAGGACUAAACAUUCUGGUAACAUGUCAAAGUUUCAGCAACAACAGCAUAAGGAACUAGAACAAACGGAAAAUAAGCGACUCAAAGAGGAAUUGGCGAAUAAAAAUGAAGUUAUAUAUAACACAUGUAUAAAGUUUCUUCGUAUGAAACAUGCCAAGGAUACAUUAAGAUAUAAAUUGGAUCAGCUUUUACACGAGCAUCUACUAGUAAUAGCAGAAAUGAUGGAAAAGUUAGAUGAAGCGAGAAAAGAACUUAACUUGAUUGUGUCAGAGAAAUUUCAGGAACCAUUGCCCCUCAAUAAAGCUAAAUUUUUACAAGUUGUGCAAAGAAAUAAUAGAUUGAUGUAUGAAAAUGCGACAUUAAAGGUACAAAUUCAUCAACUUACACAAAACAUAGAAAAGUUAAAAAGUCAGAUGCAAAGACCGAAAAAGAUUAAUAUAGAUGCUAAGAUUAUUGAGAAAUUAUCGACACAAAAUAGUACAAGGUCAACUCUAAUCAACAAAACGGAAAAAAUCGCUUUACUCUCUAAAUUAUCUCAACCUAUCGAUUAUUUUGAAGACGCAAAGGUAAUGUCACAACUGCAUUACAUUGAUACGCGAAAUGUUGAAAAUUACGAUUUUAAAAAAUUUCAGACCGAACGCGCUCAAAGUGCACCGGGAAUUGUAGAAACAUCCGCAAAUUCUCAACAGAAUAGAUAGCUCUUCGAAAUAAACAAUAUGUGUUGAAUUACAUUUUUCGUCACAUUAAUCGAUCAAAAGUGACAGGAGACAGCUGAUAGGAGAUGAGAGAUAAAGAUAAAAAAAAUUAGCUUUACUUUGUUGCUAAUAUUUUACUCCCUCGUUGAUAUAAAAGAUCUCCUUCUUCAUCUGAUAUCACGCAAGAUAAUGUCGACGAGCUCUUUUUUAUCGACCGAUUGAAUAUUAGAAAAAAUAUAGAGGGCGAUUACAGUCACUCUUUUUGAUUUCAAAAUCACUUGCUUCCCGCUUUCCUUGUGCAACACACAUGGAAUCAUCGCUCUCAUCUUUUUGCAUCAUAGGAGUUUCAACGCGUAUAUUUCCCUUCAUCUUAAUUUCUCAAAAAGGUCAGUAGCUUGAAUUUAUUUUCUACGAUUUUGUGCCAAUCAAAAAUUAAAAAUUUCAAAGGCUGAUUAUGUAUCGUUGCGCUAUUCCGUCUACGCGAUGUGCAUGAUAUUAUUAGCAUUUUCUGUUCAUAUUAAUGCAAUUAUAAAAGCUAUUAUACGAACUGAAAGAAC